GUUCUGAAAAACACCGGAAGAGUUAACGUCGUUGCAGUAACCUUGAGUCUUCCGGUCCUGUCAAAAUGGCUCGUUUGCUUCCAUUUAAUAUUGCGGUUGUUUCUACGGUUUUUCUUUUCGUAUGCACGAAAUCUGUAUGUUGUAAUAACGGCAGACGGGUCGGUGAUGCCUUGGACACCGAGUUCAGUGGGUUCUCUGUGCCUCUUGAACAUUCAUUCGAAGUCGAUGAUGUUGCAAAGUUUCGAGUACGUGGUGCGCUGUUGUUGAAGGCUGGACGGGAGCCGGGCGUCUUGCUGAAUCAGAACCAGCUGUCGGAGGAAGACAGAACCAAACUGAAGGAAGUGGCCGCAGUGGACGGCCUGUACAGAAUCCAAGUGCCUCGUGUUUUCCUGCUGGCGGACAGGCAGACGGAGCGGCAGAUGGAAGGUUACCUCACAGCGUUCGUCAGAGCCUGUGCCAUGGUUGAGUCCCACCUGAGCGACUCGAUCACCCUCCACACCGACGUAUCUGGGUAUCUUAUCGGCGUCUCCAUAGUGACGUUACCCGGCGCCUGCAGGGGGACUGAGGUCGAGGACGAGGUCGAUCUGGAGGUUUUCAACACCACACUCCAUGUCAUGCCGCCUGUUAAUGCAACUGGGCCUGGGACGGCUUGGUUCAUCGAACGGAUGGAGCAGGAAUCUGAGAAGAAAUCAAAGAAUCCACAAGAGCAGAAAUCUUUCUUUGCUAAAUAUUGGUAUUUGAUUCUGGGAGGUGCAAUCUUCCUCAUGGCCUCCAAUUCGGCACAGCCCCCAGCAGGGGGAGGCAGAGAGCAGAGCUGAUGCCCACUGAAUGGAUGUACAUCGUUCCUCUCGUCCUCUUCCUGAUGAUGUCCGGCGCUCAGGACCAAUCGGGAGGAGGAGGCGGGGGCGGAGCCGCCAACGGAGGUGGCCGAUGAUCGGCACGCUGACAGCGUCUUUUUGUUCAUGUGAAAAUUUACUGUACAACAAUAAUUCUCUUGGAACAGUUUUUAAUGGCUGUACAUAAUGCUAUUUCAUUUUACAUCACACACACACAUAACUGAAACCUGUACAGUAUAGAGGAGAUAUUGUGCCCCGCAGACGUCUGCAUUUUUAAUACUAAUGUGGAAAUAAAGUAUUUAUGCCUUGAAUAUUUUCAGGCUCUUGGUUUUCAACUACAAGUUCUGUUUUACUCUUGAGGCUCAGAUCAAGUUGUUACACCAGAGCAGCAACAUGAAAUACAUGAUAUUUGCAAGAUAUUCAGCUGCCUACUUGUGCUAAAAUAAUUACUUUUCACAUUUUUUUGAUUAUUUACUCUGAUGUGAUGCUUGGAGUAGAAUAAUCUCACCAAAAUGAAAUUGAUGGAUGCAAAUGGUGCAGAGAAAAGGAGACAUUAUGCUCAUAUUCAGGUUCAUAAUUUAAAUUUAGUUUAUCACUUGAAUCAGCUGAAUAAGCAUAAUAUGUCUCCUUUAAAACCACUGUCAUUUUUUGGAGUAACAUAGCCGAGGGUCUCACAUCCACCACUUAUAAUUGUUUUUAUAAUAUUUGAUUCAACUUGACAUUCAGUGUAUUUUCUGUGUUGCCUCUUUGAUGCACAAAUGUAGACGUACAUGACGUCAGGCACGACUCAAGAUGAAGAAUAAACCUGUAAUCUGUGUGUGAACUCUCCAGAGCCGAAUGUGGCACUAUGCUGCUUUGACAUACAGGAAGUUGCAGUUUUUUGUCUGAUGUUGUCCAUUCAAAUUAUUGUGAAAAUCACGAAUGUUGCACUGCGUUUAAUAUGACAAUUUUAUGUUUUAAAUUUAAUUUCAAUAUUAAAAAAACUUAUUUUGCUCAUCAAUUUACACUCAAUAACCCAAAAUGACAGAGAAAACAUGUUGAUAAUUUCAAAUUUUUAUGAUCAAUGUGUAUCAUAUUAUUGGAAUUUAACUAAUGAUUUAUUUAUAUGUACAUUAAAUGCUGCAGCUGGAUUAAUUUCCCCAAGGGGAUCAAUAAAGUUUUAACCUGUGUCCAAUAA
This is a messenger RNA of Scophthalmus maximus (turbot), 2013 nucleotides long. It is a transcript of the gene emc10, whose product is annotated as ER membrane protein complex subunit 10. The transcript has 8 exons. The coding region runs from base 66 to 818 and encodes 250 amino acids. NCBI's taxonomy places the organism in Eukaryota, Metazoa, Chordata, Actinopteri, Pleuronectiformes, Scophthalmidae. The record is from RefSeq and is a predicted model, not a curated record. Gene Ontology annotation, cellular component: EMC complex.